CCGCACACUCGUUGCGUCCAAUGCCUAAAAGUGACUCAACUUUUUCUUCCCUUUCCCCUGUUUCAUCUACACAAGUGACGUAGUCACAGAGAGUGUGUGUACAUCUCGAGAACGGGUUCACAUCUCUUACAUCCGUUGUCCUCGUCCGUUUAAACUGCUCCAACGCACUAGUCAUGGUUUGAUAAACGGCCCUCUCUGUGAUAUGACUCUCCGCCGCCAUUGAAUUUUAACCCAACUACAUCGACCUAUCCCCCUUGAACACCGUCAUUCGAUUUGCUUUCUGAGUCUUCCUGACUCCGCAGGCAUCUCGGCUGGUCGAAGAUGGAAGAACAGGUAGCGAAUGCUAUAGAAAUCGCCUGGAAUCCUUCCUCAGACCAAGCCCUCAAGGCGCAAGCCUUCGACUACCUGAACCAACUUCGUACCGACCCUUCGGGAUGGCAAGUGUGCCUCGCGCUUUUCACAAAGACCCCCCAACACUCCGAGAUCAUACGGCAUGUAGCACUAGAGGUGGUCAACAGCGCCGCCCAGGCUGGACUGAUUGACCUUCAGGCUUUAGGGUAUGUCCGGGACGGCUUAUUGACCUACCUCCGCCAGGUCUAUGGACAGGAAACCGCAAACCCAGAUCCCCCCAAUAUUCAGAACAAAAUCGCCCAAACGAUUACCUUCCUCUUCUCCGCCCUCUACGGUAGCGGUUGGGAGUCUUUCUUCGAUGAUCUCCUGAGCUUGACAUACAAGGAUGGCUCCAGCACGCCCGACAAUGCGCUGGGCAUCAUAUUUUACCUCCGGGUUGUCAAUUCAAUCCAUGAUGAAAUCGGUGAUGUUCUCGUGUCAAGAUCUCGUACGGAACAGGAUAGGGCAAACUCGCUGAAGGAUCUGAUCCGGAUGAGGGACAUGCAAAAGAUCGCAAACUCGUGGCAACAAAUCUUGUCUGGAUGGCGGGACGGCAACGACGUGAUCGUAGAAAUGUGUCUGAAGGCGGUGGGCAGCUGGGUGAGCUGGAUCGAUAUCGGUCUUGUGGUCAACCAGACAAUGCUUGAUCUCCUGUUCCAGCAACUGGCUCGGGCACAGAAAGCGGAGCUCCGGGCGGGGGAGGAGAAGGUUCGGGAUGCGGCUGUCGACGUUUUCACGGAAAUUAUCGGCAAGAAGAUGAAGCCGGAAGAUAAGAUUGAUAUGAUUAUAUUCUUGAAUCUUGACACCAUCGUGUCUCAGCUUUCCAACAGCCCCCCUCUUUGUGAGAAUAGGUUUACCUUCAAAUACGAUACAGAUCUGGCGGAGACAGUGGCGAAGCUAGUCAACAGUACAGUGGCUGAUAUUGUACGGGCUUUGGAACAGGAGAACAUCUCCGCGGAAUGCAGGGAGAAGGCCAAUGGGCUUCUGCAGGCGUUUCUUCCGCACAUUCUCAGGUACUUCUCUGAUGAGUACGAUGAGGUCUGCUCGACCGUCAUUCCCUGUGGCGGUGAUCUUCUUCAAUACCUGAGAAAGGUAUCCAAGACCGAUCCUUCUUUCACUGCACAGCAUACCCCCAUCCUACUCCCUAUCUUGAAAGCCAUCAUUGCCAAGAUGCGAUACGACGACACCUCAUCCUGGGGCGACGAGGAUGACCAAACCGACGAGGCGGAAUUUCAGGAACUCCGCAAACGACUAGCCGUUAUGCAGCAAACGGUCGCCACGGUCAACGAACAGCUCUACGUAGACGCCGUUUCGGAGGUGGUUGCGACAACCUUCGAGAACCUACGGCAGUCGGGUGCGCAGCUGGACUGGCGUGAUUUGGACCUUGCCCUACAUGAAAUGUUCCUCUUUGGCGACAUUGCUGUGAAGGCAGGCAGUCUCUACAACAAAGGUCAACCCAACAAUCAGGCAGCCGAACGACUUAUCGAGAUGAUGUUGAGGAUGGUAGAAUCUGAUAUUCGGUCCUUCACACAUCCGGCGACCCAAUUGCAAUACAUGGAAAUUUGUGUCCGUUACAGUUCAUUCUUCCUGUAUCACACCCAUCUCAUCCCCGGUGUAUUGGAAAGCUUCCUUCAACUUGUUCAUCAUCCCACCAAGAAGGUGAAGACCAGAUCCUGGUAUCUUUUCCAGCGUUUAGUCAAGCAAUUGAGAAACCAUAUUGGCAACGUUGCACACACAGUUGUUCAAGCUCUAGGCGACCUGUUGGUGAUACAAGCGGAAAUUUCUACCGAGGGUUCUGAUGGUGAUGAGAUGUCCUCGGAGGAUCAUGAAGGGUCCGCCGACGCUGUUUUCAACAGCCAGCUCUAUCUAUUCGAAGCGGUUGGCAUCAUUUGCUCCACUCCGACCGUCCCUGCCGACAAGCAAGUCAUGUAUGCGCAGUCGGUACUAAACCCUGUGUUCAUGGACAUGGAGAAGCACCUGGCACCGGCGAAGUCCAACGAUGAAAGAGCGUUGCUGCAAAUACAUCACGACAUCAUGGCCCUCGGAACACUAGCGAGGGGCUUCUCGGAUUGGAUGCCCGGAACCAGCUCGCCAAACUCGCUGCCGGCGCCGGAAGUGUCCGAGGCAUUCUUGCAGGUGUCUGAGGCUACUCUCGUUGCUCUGGAAUCCCUUAAAACCUCGUUCAACGUUAGAACAGCUGCUCGGUUUGCCUUCUCCAGACUUAUCGGUGUCCUUGGCUCUCGGAUUCUUCCACAGCUCCCGAGGUGGAUCGAUGGCCUCAUUACCCAGACUUCGACUCGGGAUGAGAUGGCUCUUUUCUUGCGUCUCUUGGACCAAGUUAUCUUCGGGUUCAAGAGCGAAAUUUACACUAUUCUUGACGCCUUGUUGACACCCUUUUUACAACGGGUGUUCUCCGGAAUCGCCGAGCCCACUACCGGUACCGAUGACGAGAUUCAACUCGCGGAGUUGAAACGAGAAUACCUAAACUUCUUGUUAGCAGUUUUGAACAAUGAUCUGGGUGCUGUGAUCAUUAGUGAGAGAAACCAACCCAUGUUUGAUACCGUCAUCACCACCAUCGAACACUUCGCCAAGGAUGUCGAGGACUUUACCACCGCGAAGAUGGCCUUCUUGGUGCUCUCCAAGAUGGGUAGCUCCUGGGGCGGUCCCGAUGUCGCACCAGAGGCAGCGAACGGCACCGCGCAGGUUGCUCUGCCUGGAUUCGGACAGUUCAUGAUCAGCCGAAUGUCGCCAUUAUGUUGGGCACUUCCCGCCACCCCGUCCUUCAAUCCCAAAGACGCACAGGCCAAGCAGGUUCUCGCCGAAGCCGGUGGAUUGCAGCGCACCAUCUAUUGCAAGACCGGCAUGGAGUAUAUCCAGUAUCUUCGGGGCCAGGAAUUGCCUGGUAUGGGAAUGGGUGCCGAACUCAUAGAGGAGUUCUUGAACGCAUUGAGCCGGCUAGACGUGAAGGGAUUCCGGCAGUUCUUCCCGUCCUUUAUCCAGCGAUUGAGCGCAUAAUCCUUUUGCAUUUCAUAUAUUCUUUUCCCCUAUGCUCCUCGAUCAUUCUCACUGUUUUUUCUUCCUCUUAGAUUCCCCCACGGUUUGGUGUGAUGACUGAUGUUCUCAUGUGAUCAUUUUACACUGAUAGCUCUGUCGCCGGCAAAUUCCUGUCAUAUUGCAAAACAAAGAAAAACGAAAAGGUAUAUAGUUCGUGAUGCGUACUUGCAUACAUCAGGCGUUGAUUACCGAGCAUAAUCACUGCCUUUAUUCAGCACAGCGGAAAAGCGCAAAAAAGACAUUCCAUUUCCAUAUAACGAAGCCGAAAAUCCUUAAGAAAAGCAAUGAGAGGGUGGCGUGUUAUGGUCGAGGCAGCGGACAGGGGUGGGUGUAGGGGGUGUUGGUUGAUUGAUUGAUUGAUACCUGUCGAGCUCAACAGAUAUGGGACCUUUUUACUGCCAUCUUUGGAUUUCUACGAACCAUAUGGAGGCG
Aspergillus alliaceus is the source of this 3876-nucleotide messenger RNA. RefSeq names its product Ran GTPase-binding protein LOS1. The transcript is spliced from 6 exons. The record is from RefSeq and is a predicted model, not a curated record. Gene Ontology annotation, cellular component: nuclear matrix; nuclear pore; cytoplasm. Gene Ontology annotation, biological process: tRNA re-export from nucleus. Gene Ontology annotation, molecular function: small GTPase binding; tRNA binding. NCBI's taxonomy places the organism in Eukaryota, Fungi, Ascomycota, Eurotiomycetes, Eurotiales, Aspergillaceae. Bases 322 to 3405 code for a protein of 1027 amino acids.